Penicillium malachiteum is the source of this 1032-nucleotide messenger RNA. Its product is annotated as putative mitochondrial carrier protein (Rim2). Gene Ontology annotation, biological process: pyrimidine nucleotide import into mitochondrion. The record is from RefSeq and is a predicted model, not a curated record. The transcript is spliced from 3 exons. Gene Ontology annotation, molecular function: pyrimidine nucleotide transmembrane transporter activity. Gene Ontology annotation, cellular component: mitochondrion. NCBI's taxonomy places the organism in Eukaryota, Fungi, Ascomycota, Eurotiomycetes, Eurotiales, Aspergillaceae. Bases 1 to 1032 code for a protein of 343 amino acids.
AUGCAGCAAAGUCCCAAGAUACAUGCUCAAUCUUCUCAGGAGAGUGUUGCCUUGCGGACCUCUCAGACAGCCCCUAAGAAGGCUCAUGACCCGUGGUCACAUCUUCUAGCUGGCGCGAGCGGAGGCUUUGCUACAGCAAUUGUCACGUCCCCUCUUGAUGUCCUCCGAACACGUCUCCAAUCCGAUUUCUAUCAACCCAUUCCCCGAUCUUCCACCUCAUCCGCAACUUCCAUUCCUCCCCAAACAAAUCACAAAACCCUCCGCAUUAUCGGCAACAUCUACAAAGCCGAAGGAUGGCGCGCAUUUUUCCGCGGUCUCGGUCCCAGUCUCGCAGGUGUCGUCCCUGCCACAGCCAUCAAAUUCUGGGUCUACGGAAAUAGCAAGCGCAUCGGAGCCGAAGUCCUUAACCUCCCUGAAAACUCAACAAUCCUUCACGCACAAGCUGCCAUCUCCGCUGGUAUCGCAACUGCAACUGCCACAAACCCCAUCUGGCUUGUAAAGACUCGCCUGCAACUCGAUCGCGCUCAAACAACCACUGGAGCUCGGCGCUACCGGAACAGUCUCGACUGCGUGCAACAGGUUCUUCGCCAAGAAGGUAUUCGCGGUCUCUAUAAGGGACUGAGUGCUAGUUAUCUUGGCUCGGUUGAGACUGCUCUGCACUUGGUUCUUUAUGAGCGCUUGAAAAUUACAAUGGCGCAGUCGCUUGGUUCCCCCGAUGGAAAGGAUACCGCUAUGCAAAAGGAAAUCACUAGCUGGAUUAGCACUACUGGAGCUGCGGGCUCGGCCAAGUUUGCUGCUGCUUUGCUUGCGUAUCCCCACGAGGUUAUCCGAACACGACUUCGUCAGGCACCACUCGAAAACGGCGUCCCCAAAUAUACCGGUCUCGCGCAAUGCUUUUCACUUAUUGCUAAGGAGGAAGGAAUGGCCGGUCUCUAUGGUGGUUUGAUGCCACACAUGGUCCGCUCGAUUCCCUCCGCUAUCAUCACCCUUGGAGUUUAUGAGUUCGUCUUGAGAUUCGUGGGCACUUCAUGA